AUGUUGACUAAACUCGCUCUUACAGCUUUGACAUUCGCAGCUUCUGCUCAAGCUGCGAUCUCCAUCCUCUACCCCAACUCCAAUACCGUAUGGUACAAGAACAAUACCGUUCAGAUGAACUGGACAUUGACCAAUCCCGAGACCGACACCUACUUAUUCAGGGCAUACAUGAGUAAUGGUGAUCAAUCUGUAUUAGCUGGUAAUCACAGUAUCGCCGAUAGUACAAGUGCUACGGCUCAAGAUGUUAGGAUUCUCUUACCUCAAAUUCCAGCUGGUGAAGGAUACAUCGUCAAUCUUGUCAAUACCACAAACGAAGCUCAGGUAUUCGCUACUUCAGAACCUUUCGAAAUUGCUGAUGGCAUAGUCACUACCUCAUUUACAUCUGCUUCUUCAACAGGUGCAGCAACAUCUGCUACAGGUGAUAUCCCCAAUGCCAAAACUACUUCUAGUCAAAACCCCUUCCCGAGUUCCACUCCCUCUUCCACCUCUUCAUCCUCUUCAUCCGCUUCUCCCGACCUCACCUUGAAUACGUUGAUGACGAAUGGUUUGAUGCUGGUGUCAAUCGGAUUAGGAGCUCUAGUCGCAUUGUAG
Kwoniella botswanensis is the source of this 591-nucleotide messenger RNA. RefSeq lists its product as uncharacterized. NCBI's taxonomy places the organism in Eukaryota, Fungi, Basidiomycota, Tremellomycetes, Tremellales, Cryptococcaceae. The coding region runs from base 1 to 591 and encodes 196 amino acids. The record is from RefSeq and is a predicted model, not a curated record. The transcript has 7 exons.